Messenger RNA from Peronospora matthiolae, 525 nucleotides. The record is from the annotation of a GenBank genome assembly. NCBI's taxonomy places the organism in Eukaryota, Oomycota, Peronosporomycetes, Peronosporales, Peronosporaceae.
AUGUCGUACUUUAUCCCGCCCGUCAACUACGGGAUGGUCGAAGAGGACCUCUACCGCUCGGGACAGCCAAAUGAGCUCAACUUCCCCUUCUUAGAGCGUCUGAAUUUGCGCACGAUUAUUUAUUUGGCACUCGAGGAGCCGAGUCCGCAAUUCCAGAGCUUUGUGGAAGAACAGGAGAUUCAGCUCGUGUUUCUGGGGGGCAAUACACGAAUGGAGAGUCGUCGCAAGUCAUGGGAACCGCUUUCGGAGGAGACGGUGCUCGCUGCGCUGGAUAUUAUCCUCGAUCGGUCGAAUUAUCCGCUCUAUCUUACGUGCCAUCUCGGUCGAGACCGGACAGGGGCAGUAGUGGGUUGUCUUCGCAAGAUCCAAGGUUGGCAUCUGUCGUCCAUCUUUGAGGAGUACCGACGGUUUGCUGGCAGCAAAGUGCGGCUGCAGAACGAGCAGUUUAUCGAGCUGUUUGACACGGACUUGGUGACGAUCCCUGCCAGGUCCCCGUCGUGGGUCCGAAAGCCCCAACACCUGUGA